AGUCAUAUUUCGAAAUACCUGAAGUUUGACAGGCGGCAAUAAUCGUUGGCGGAUUUAUAGACUAAAACUAUCAGAUUAACCAUGAAGAUAUUCGUUGCCAGCACUUUCUUGGUGUUUGCGGUGUUCUGCGUGUUGGAAGGGCUUGCAAAGCAAGAGUGCAAGUGUGUUCCGGAGCAAUGCUGCGAGGAGACCGCGGAUGGAUGCAGGGAGUGUCCACAGGGAGCAGUCAGCUGCGCCAAGACAAAUACUAGGGACUGUCGCGACGUAGGCGCCAUGGAUACAGCAGAACUGGAAAAGCUGUUGGAAUCACUUCUGGAAGAACGUGAAGGUGGUCGCUCGGCCCGAAGCGCAGAAUCGGAAGACAAAGAAGACCUCAUGAAGAAGAUCCAAGAAUUGGUUGAAGAGAGAAAGUAUUAAUAAAGGAAUGUGUUAACUGAUUGCGCUCGCCGAAUCGCUGAAAUUUUUGACUCUUCACACUGUGAGCUUCUCCCAUCGACCAUAGAUGUAUGACAUGGGACUGGCACAAAUAUCGAAUUUAUCUUUAAUCCUCGAUUAGGUUUUUUUGUUUGACUUCUCUGUGCAUGAUUUUCAAUUUAAUUUCAUUAAA
Messenger RNA from Lingula anatina, 607 nucleotides. RefSeq lists its product as uncharacterized. The record is from RefSeq and is a predicted model, not a curated record. NCBI's taxonomy places the organism in Eukaryota, Metazoa, Brachiopoda, Lingulata, Lingulida, Lingulidae.